CCCACUUCCGCCCAGGAAGUAUUAUAUCAAAAGUCGAUCAAGGGGAGAGAAGAAGCAAAUAGCUACUUGAAUAACGCCUGGCCAGAACAAACUGAUCACUUUUAAAUGUGUGUUGUCUUGUUUUCAUUCUAACUGAAGCUGGAGAAGAACAAAUCCACAGGUGGAAACAUGCAGCACUACAACGAGGCGAUCAAGGACUUUGUGGAGAGCCAUGCUGCCGGGCUCACGUUCGCCUUUGUCGCAGGCGCUGGCGUGUUGGCCUUGCGUAGGUGGAUGGGUGGGAGGGUGUGCAGGAGCAAGGUCAGGCUGGACGGGAAAACAGUCCUGAUCACAGGCGCCAACACUGGCAUUGGGAAGGAGACGGCCCUGGACAUGGCCCAGCGAGGGGCCAGGGUGAUCCUCGCCUGCAGGGACAUGACCAGAGCCUGCAUGGCCGCUGACGACAUCCGACAGAAGAGCGGGAACGGCAACGUGGUGGUGAAGAAACUGGACCUGUCCUCGCUGCAGUCUGUCAGAGACCUGGCCAAGGACAUCCAGGAGAAUGAGGAACACUUAGACAUCCUCAUCAACAAUGCAGGUAUCAUGAUGUGUCCUAAGUGGAUGACGAAGGACGGCUUUGAAAUGCAGUUUGGUGUCAACCACCUGGGACAUUUCCUCCUCACCAACUGUCUCCUUGACCUGCUGAAGAAGUCGACUCCAAGUCGCAUCAUCAUCGUCUCCAGCCUGGCACACGAGAAAGGUCAGAUUCACUUUGAUGACAUCAACCUGGACAAAGACUACACACCUGAUAAGAGCUACCGCCAAAGCAAACUGGCCAAUGUGCUCUUCGGCAGAGAGCUGGCUGCGAGACUGCAAGGCACCGGUGUGACAGUGUGCAGCCUCCACCCUGGGGUCAUCCGCACAGAGUUGGGCCGCCACUUUUUCCCCACUUUAGCCCUGUGGAAGAGGAUCAUAGCAAUGCCACUUAUGAUGCUGAUCAAAAGUCCCUGGGAAGGAGCCCAGACCACCAUCUACUGCGCCGUGGACGAGAGCUUGGCAAACACCAGCGGCCUCUACUACAGUGACUGCGCCCCCAGAACGGCGGCACCGCAGGCCCUGGAUGACGCCGCAGCCAAGAAGCUGUGGGACCUCAGUGCCUCCAUGGUCGGUCUGGCUUAAACACAUCAUCAGCCUGUCAUGCUUUUAUCAGCUCUUCCUCCUGCUGGAGGCAGAGGCCCUGUUUGCAUGGGUAAAUAAAGAGCAUUGAUUCAUUUCAUUAUUUGCUAUGCGUUAGGGCAUUAUCAAGAUUUAUUUACCAGUAGAUGAGGAGUACAAAAUGUACACACUAUUUUAUCUCACACUCCUGUCAGUUGAUUGAUUAUGAAAUGUAGGUGCAAAGCUUUAUCUUUAUAUUACAGUAUGCAUAUACUGCACACUUAAUAAUUUGUGCUGUUUGCUCCUAUAUCUGUCGCAAAAUGAGAUUAUACUUGUUUUAUUGAAUCUACUGUUUUGGCUGAUUGUAAUUUUACGUUAUACAAUUAACUGGAUUGAGAUGCUUACACUGCUUGUGGACCAAUCAGGCUGCAGAUUCCUGGAGACUUUCAACGCUUCAAACUGCUGCAUUUAUUCAUGGAAUCUCACAACAAUUACCAACAUGUAGUCAGACGAUUACACCGUUUCUGUUACAACCUCAAUGCAGAAACACAAACACAUGUCAAGCAAUGCUACAAUUUCCUAAACACUACAAGGGAAGGAGGACGAGAGCCGUGUGUGUCCAGGCUGUAGGGGAAAGACUUUGUUGAGGUCGUCCUGAAUGUUGCCUCAACGGCCGGGAAGGAGAGAGGAUCAUGUGUAGAGAGGGAGUAGAUCCAGUUGACUUGUCACGUUAUUGGUGUGUGUGUGUGUGUGUGUGUGUGUGUGUGUGUGUGUGUGUGUGUGUGUGUGUGUGUGUGUGUGUGUGUGUGUGUGUGUGUGUGUGUGUGUGUGUGUGUGUGUGUGUGUGUGUGUGUGUGUGUGUGUGUGUGUGUGUGUGUGCGUGUGUGUGUGCGUGUGCGCGCGCGUUCGCGUUCGCGUGCGCUUUUUCUUUAUUUAUGGUGGAUGCUGAAUCAUGACGAAGUAUUUCUGGUGUUGUGUUACCUCUGAGAUGAUGAUUAAAUUGUGUGUGUGUGCGCGACACUUUGACAAAGUGUACAACAGGUUGGCAACCGCAAUGUAAUGCUUUUGGCAAUAAAUGUCCAAUUUAAAAUUGA
Messenger RNA from Scophthalmus maximus (turbot), 2228 nucleotides. RefSeq lists its product as uncharacterized. The coding region runs from base 169 to 1158 and encodes 329 amino acids. The record is from RefSeq and is a predicted model, not a curated record. The transcript is spliced from 7 exons. NCBI's taxonomy places the organism in Eukaryota, Metazoa, Chordata, Actinopteri, Pleuronectiformes, Scophthalmidae.